AUGCACAAGGCGACGUUUCUUUUGAGCUUUUGUUUUUCGCUUUCAACUGCUUUCUACUUCCACACGGGGGAACGAGAGGAGAAAUGCAUAAUAGAAGACAUUCCGAGCGACACCCUGAUAACAGGGAGUUUCAAGAUACAACAAUGGGACUUAGGCAGACACGACUUCCUUGAAUCUGCUCCUGGUCUGGGAAUGUUUGUGACCGUUACAACUUACAGCGAUGAGGUAUUAUUGUCAAAGUUAUAUGGCCCACAAGGAACGUUCUAUUUCACUUCACAUUCACCUGGUGAACACAUAAUUUGCUUACAAUCUAAUUCUACAAGGCUUGUGUCAUUCGGAGGGAGUAAGCUGCGGAUCCACUUAGAUAUUCGAGUCGGAGAACACGAACUUGAUGCAGCCAUUACUCAAGCAAAGGACAAAGUUAAUGAAGUCAGCUUCAAGCUUGAACAUCUCAUCGAACAAAUUGAGCAAAUAGUCAAAGAACAGAACUAUCAAAGGGACCGUGAAGAAAAAUUCCGAAUGACCAGUGAAGACACAAACAGCAACGUCUUAUGGUGGGCAUUUACACAAACACUAAUCUUUAUCUCAGUUGGAAUUUUCCAAAUGAAGUCCCUUAAAGACUUCUUCAUAGCUAAGAAACUUGUAUAA
Molecule: messenger RNA, 648 nt
Organism: Budorcas taxicolor (takin)
Lineage: Eukaryota; Metazoa; Chordata; Mammalia; Artiodactyla; Bovidae
Product: transmembrane emp24 domain-containing protein 11
Exons: 5
Coding region: 1-648 (215 amino acids)
Biological process (GO): endoplasmic reticulum to Golgi vesicle-mediated transport; intracellular protein transport; Golgi organization
Cellular component (GO): Golgi apparatus; COPII-coated ER to Golgi transport vesicle; endoplasmic reticulum
Source: RefSeq, a predicted model, not a curated record